Paramormyrops kingsleyae is the source of this 1890-nucleotide messenger RNA. RefSeq names its product transmembrane protein 38A (gene tmem38a). Gene Ontology annotation, molecular function: potassium channel activity; identical protein binding. The record is from RefSeq and is a predicted model, not a curated record. NCBI's taxonomy places the organism in Eukaryota, Metazoa, Chordata, Actinopteri, Osteoglossiformes, Mormyridae. Gene Ontology annotation, cellular component: membrane. Gene Ontology annotation, biological process: potassium ion transmembrane transport.
UUUUGCUUUGCUGAAGAGCUGUCUGCUGUUUGCCGGCGGUAAUGAGAAGCAUUAUUCUUUGCUGCGGCAUAAUGUAAAAUAUAUUUUAUUUACAUAUACUUAACUAAAGAGCGACCUUGAUAUUGCAGAUGAUUUCUCAACCAAAUAAAAGGUACCUUUUUACCUUUUCUGUUUAACAGCAAGAAUGAUUGUGUCCCUUUGAUGACGUCAGGUAAAUGGAUAUGACAAGUACGGACAGUCGGCCGAGAACAAUUUGUAUGGCUAUGCAGAUGGAGGUAUAUUAAUAGGACGGCUUGGGUUAAAGUUUUUAUUCGUGGAGACGUGGGCAUCGUGGCCGGUCACUGUACUAGGAAGAUUGGGACUGUAGAUUGUAAGAAGAUCACAAGUGUUUCGUUUGCCGUGAAAAAGACCUGACAAGUACAAAUAUGGAUGUGCUGGCAGUGCUGAAUCUGAGCGAUAUUGCCCAGUAUUUUUCAAAAAUGGCAAUGUUUCCAGUUUUUGAUCUUGCGUAUUACAUCGUAUCCAUACUCUACCUCAAGUAUGAACCAGGGUCGGUGGAGGUGUCCCGCAGGAGUCCGGUGGCCUCCUGGCUCUGCGCCAUGCUCUACUGCUUCGGCAGUUACAUACUAGCAGACAUCAUGCUUGGAGAUUCUCCUGUUGACUAUUUCCACAACAACAGUCACAUCCUCCUGGCUACUGCUGUCUGGUACCUCGUCUUCUUCUGCCCACUGAAUUUGUUCUACAAAUGCGUGGCCUUCUUGCCAGUCAAACUGGUUCUGGUAGCUAUGAAGGAGGUAGUCCGCACACGCAAAAUUGCGGCGGGGGUGCACCACGCCCACCACGCCUACCACCACGGCUGGUUUAUCAUGGUCAUCACCGGCUACGUCAAAGGGUCUGGGGUGGCUUUAAUGUCCAACUUCGAGCAGCUUUUGCGUGGAGUGUGGAGACCUGAGACCAAUGAGAUCAUGAAUAUGUCAUUCCCCACAAAAGCCAGCCUGUAUGGAGCUAUUCUGUUCACCCUUCAGGAGUCCCACUUGCUGCCCAUAUCCAAGAACAUACUCAUCUGCCUCUUCACUCUCUUCAUGGCCACCUCAAAGGUGGUCCUCACUGCCCGCCACUCUCACGGCUCUCCCUUCACCCUGAUUGAAUCUUGGGUCUGUCACCUGCUCUUUGGCUCCCCCCUCGGAGGCUCUGAGGAUUCCCAUGACCACCAUCACUCUGCCGCUGUCCACGCCGCCCCCGUGUCUCCCACGAAAACCAAGGAGGAGCUUAACGAGGGAACCCGCAAGAGAAAGGCCAAGAAAGCGGAGUAGGCGACACAGUCCCGGGAUGAAUGGAACCCCUUACUGGCAUCAGCAAGGAGAACCGACCGAAUCCGACUGCCUUCCUCAGACCAGCCGUGGGCCCUGGAUUCCUGUUGCAUUUUGGAGGAGAACAUGGACUCUCCCAUGACAUUCUGUGGGAGGGAACAGUUUGGCGUUACUGUGUAAGAAAACGGUACUUUCAUAAAAUAACAUACAGUUUUAAAAACACUGUAAAUAGCUCCAAAUUUCAGAAUUUGGAAAUAUCAAUACCAGCUAAUCCAUAUAUUUAUGUAUGUAUGUAUUUAUUUUCAUGAGUGGGUGUUUCUGCUCCUAAAUAGAGUGACGUUGCACCCCUGUACAUUUCCAGCACACUCUUCAGCUCCAUCCUUUAAAUGAUAAAUUAUAUUAUAUUAAUAAAUGUUCCAGAUGCAGCUCUUCUUGUUAAAAUGUUCCUCUUAGCUUUAAUUACCAUUAACCCAUAGAUUGAGAUUCUGGACAUUUAAAAAAAUAAUGCUACAUAAUUUAUCGUGAAUCAAUCCCCUGAAAUAAAGCUGAAGAACUCCUUUUCAUUGAAGGUUUGCAAAAC